Molecule: messenger RNA, 1722 nt
Organism: Cryphonectria parasitica EP155
Lineage: Eukaryota; Fungi; Ascomycota; Sordariomycetes; Diaporthales; Cryphonectriaceae
Product: putative cytochrome P450 oxidoreductase
Exons: 3
Coding region: 1-1722 (573 amino acids)
Molecular function (GO): iron ion binding; oxidoreductase activity, acting on paired donors, with incorporation or reduction of molecular oxygen; heme binding
Source: RefSeq, a predicted model, not a curated record
AUGACGGCCCUCCAGCUUCUAGCCGCCCUCCUGCUGGUUCUGCUGACAACCACCCUCUUCCACCUCUAUCGCCUUGCCUACCGCCGCCGUCCCUACCCUGGUAUCCCGUACAACCCGUCCUCGACGCGCCGGCUCUUGGGCGACAUCCCCGAACUGACAGCCGCCGCCCAGGCUGAAGGCGACCCCUCGCGCAUGACCCGGCCCCAAUUCGCCCACCUCGGCGCCCCCGUCAUCCAGCUCUUCCUAGCCCCCUUCUGGCGGCCCAUGGUAUACGUGAACGACACCCAGGAGGUGGAAGACCUGCUGCAGAACCGCACCCGCGAGUUCGACAAGAGCCGCGCCACCAUCGCCCCUUUCCGGCCUCUCGUCCCUGGCGCCAGCAUCUGCAAGGUCAAGGGCCUCGUCUGGCGCGCUCAGGUCCGCCUGUGGACGGACGUCAUCUCUGUCGGCUAUCUGCGCGACGUUGCCGCCCCCGUUAUGCACCGCGCCGCUUCCGAUUUGGUUACCCUCUUCGCCGCCAAGACCACCGCAGCCCGAGGCAGGCCUUUCUGGGUUGCCGAAGACUUCAAGAUUGCCACCUUCGAAGUCAUCUGGAAGGCCAUGCUUGGCUCCGACCUGCGCAUGGUCGAAGCCGAGACCGAGGCCGUGCUCGCCGCCGUCGGCAGUCUGCCGCCACCCACCGAAGGUCCUGACGAGAGGGACGAGCCGUUGAGCAUGCCCACCGCGCCUCGCAGCGACGAGUGGGAGGCCGCCGUGUACUUCCUCUCGCUGAUCCCAUCGACGCUCAUGAGCCCCGUUCCAGGCCUGCUGCACUUCUAUUACUCGCUGACGCCGACCUGGAGGCGCCACUGGGCCACCAAGACGAGGUUGAUGAGGGAGCUGAUCGAGAGCUCCAAGGCGAGGUUUGCAGAUCUCGGAGAAAGGAAGAACGAUGAGUCCAUUGCAGAGAAGAGGGAUGUGUGUGCUCUCGACAGGGCGCUGAGGAGAUUUGCCAAGGUUUCGCCCGCCGAUAUCUACCGUCCUACCACGGACGACAUGUACGAUGAGCUCUUCCUGCUCCUGAUGUCGGGCCACGAGACAACAGCCACCCUCCUGGCCUGGAUGGCCAAGAUACUCACCCAGAACCAGGUCGAGCAGACCAAGCUGCGUGCCGCUCUGCGCGCUCACUUUCUCGCAACCCCAAAGACCCCGGACGUCCAAGCCAUCCUGACUGCCGAGAUUCCCUACCUGGAUGCUUCGGUUGAAGAGCUCGUGCGUGUAGGCAACAUCAUUCCCGAGGUGGUGCGCGAGACAUCAUGCGACACCGAGCUGUUGGGCCGCCGCAUUCCCAAGGGCGCCACCGUCGUCUGCAGCACCUACGUCGCCCAUGAGCCUUUUGGCGACGACGUCGUGCCCGAGUCCGCCCGCAGCGAGAACAGCAGGGCUAACAAGGGCGGCUACCGCACCGUCUGGGAGGCCGACAUGGCCGAUUACCACCCGGAGAGAUGGAUACGAGACGACGGCACUUUUGAUGCCAAGGCCGUGCCGAAGCUGGCCUUCUCUGCGGGGCCGCGAGGCUGCUUUGGUCGGAAAUUCGCCUCCCAGCAGUUCCGGAUCAUGCUCGUCAUCCUGACGCUCAAUUUUGAGUUUUUGCCCCUCCCUCAAGCCCUCGACAGCAAUGACGCCUUCUCGAAGCUCACCCGGAGUCCAUGUCAGUGCUAUGCCCGCAUGAAACAGAUCUAG